Pocillopora damicornis (cauliflower coral) is the source of this 718-nucleotide messenger RNA. RefSeq lists its product as uncharacterized. The record is from RefSeq and is a predicted model, not a curated record. Lineage: Eukaryota; Metazoa; Cnidaria; Anthozoa; Scleractinia; Pocilloporidae.
AUGGCAGCGGAAGUGGGGAGAGAAAUAAAUCAAGUUCAGUACAACGAAACCUUAGCUUGCGUUAUUAUGUCGAACAAGAUUUGUGGUAGAGUGUAUCCAAGCGACUUAUUCAACAUGACGUUGGAUGAUUGGUUACGUGCAGGCAUCAGAGAGGACCAAAUGUGUAAAGAGGCCUUUCUGGGUGAAUUUCUCGUUCCUAUGCAUGCAAGCACUCUGAAAGGGUACUGCUCAAGAGUGUUUGUCAACAACACAGAAGCGUGUUUGAAAACUUUCCAUGAUAAGUUUAUGGCUAACAGAUCGGACACCACUCUUUGCGAGGAACAUGCUGAAGCAAAAAGGUGUUGGAUGGAAGCCAUUAUGUCCGACUGCAAAUUUCCUCCUGAUAUCUUUGAGGUGAUAAAAUUUGAUUUGGUGGACUACAAUCCUUUCUGCGCUAACAAUCGGGAUCCUGGGGCGACCGGAAAUGAUGAGUGCCAUGGCGUGAGGGAUAUAUAUAUAAAGGACGACGUCAGUGCAGCCGUUGGUAUAAAGAUUAAUACAUCGCUGGCUCUGCUUCUUCCUCUUGUAUCAUUUUUGUCCGUACUUUAGGUUUAAAAAAAUCAAAGAAACACUUUUGGGUGAUCUCCAGAUUUUUAUGAAUAUCUUGUCUUGCAUCUAGGUUUACCCACAACUCUCAUCCGUGGCCUUGAUACCGUGAUCCAGAGGCGUAAAAUCUGUG